GGUUGCAGUGGUCGUGACCGCUAGCAGCCUCCCUGCUUUUUCGAACCAAAAUAGACCAGUACACUAGUGGACGUUGUGCAAGGUGGUCGUACGGUGUGUGCCAUUGUGUUUCUUUGACCAGUGAUUUUUGAGAAAGUGGUUUCUUUUUGUGCUUUUUUGUUUUGUUUCAAAUUGAAUCAGUUGAAAAUGUUUUCCAUUGUGGUGGUUAUGUCAACAAUGGCAUUGUUGUUGAUGUCCGGCUUGACAGUCGUCUCGGCUGCAUCUGAAACCGGCAAGCAUCAUUAUAACAUUUCGGGAAUUCUCAAUGGACUUCAAGUCGGUUACGAUAAACGCGUCCGUCCCAAUUACGGAGGAAUCCCUGUGCAGAUUGAAGUGUCUAUGGGAAUCAUUACCAUCAGCUCGCUAUCAGAAGUCACAAUGGAUUUCACGCUGGACGUUUAUUUCCGACAGUUCUGGACAGACAAUCGUCUUUCGUUCCAGCGACAACGAGGAGUAGAGAUUUUAUCGGUCAGUACGGAAUACCUUCGCAACAUGUGGGUACCGGACACAUUUUUUCCCAACGAGAAAACAGCUUAUUUGCAUACAGUCACGACGUCCAACGAAUUUGUUCGCAUCCGUCACGAUGGCGAAAUAACCCGCAGCAUGAGAAUUACUAUCACGGCAUCGUGUCCCAUGAACCUGAAAUAUUUUCCGCUAGACAGUCAACUAUGCCCCGUUGAAGUUGAAAGCUUUGGAUUCACGACCAAUGAAAUUUGGUACAAGUGGGUAGACGGACCGAAAGCUGUUUCCAUUUUUCCCGAAGUCGAAUUACCUCAAUUUCAAGUCAUGGGCUAUCGCAAAAGAGAAUACAGUUACAGUCUUACAACUGGCAAUUAUUCGCGAUUAGCCUGCGAUAUUCAAUUUGUUCGCUCGAUGGGUUAUUAUUUGAUUCAAAUUUACAUCCCGUCGAGUUUGAUUGUCGUCAUUUCUUGGGUCUCUUUUUGGAUUAAUCGAAAUGCGUCUCCCGCACGAGUAUCACUCGGCGUGACGACGGUGCUCACCAUGACGACGCUCAUGUCUUCGACCAACGCCCAACUGCCAAAAAUCUCCUACAUCAAAUCCAUCGAUAUUUACCUGGGAACUUGUUUCGUCAUGGUCUUUGCUUCUCUUUUAGAAUACGCUGCCGUGGGGUAUAUCGCUAAACGAAUUGAAAUGCGGAAGAAACGCUACCAGAAUCUACAAAAGUUGGCCGAACAAAGACGGGCAGCCAUGCAGGCCAGCACGAACGCAGGAUCUCUGGAUGGCGAGACGGCCUCAUCCACUGUCGCCAAAUCACACUGCAAGAAUAAUAAAUCGGGAAGUAGCACGGUGGUUCAGGUGACGGCUGUUGGUGAUACGGACGACCUGGCGCUGGUCAGCCAGGGCAAGAACCUCAACGUCAUGUACGGCGCUUCACCGUCAACCAUUGACAAAUAUUCCCGCGUCAUUUUCCCCGUUUGUUUCAGCUGUUUCCACCUCAUGUAUUGGACGAGGACGUACAAAGAAUUCAAUAUCGAAUGGGUUCCACCACCAAAAGUUUCAUGCCUAGACCCUUCAAAAAGUGGGGACAGAGGAGCAAUGCCCAAGUUGGAUUUGAGCCGUCCUCAAUUUAAAUUUUCACGCUAUAAGUCAGAAGCUCAGUUCACAGACCGUGAAGAUAUCUCUUCUGAUGUUAAAAAAGUAACUUCCCUUGAAUUUGCUCCACUGAGCAAGCAAGUUCAGGUCAUUAAGCACGAUGUUCUUGGAAACAUUCAGAGACACACCUUUGAUUGUGCAUCUCUAGAAUCUGCAAUUGCUUGCCUUACAAUUAAAAUCCGAAACCAACAGCGCCAUACGAAAACUUGCAAGAGAGAUGUCAUGUCGCGGGUCAUCUGCAAAGAGAAUAUCGAUCGCCGAAAUUCCCUUCUAAAACACCUUAGGAAAAUUGAUUACAAACGAUUUGAAUGGCUGCUAGAAAAACUUGACCUCGUCUAUCAUCCACAUCCCGAGACCAUCGUUCCGGUCACCCGAAAAGGUUCCAUCAUGAAACUAACGACAAUUUACUGUGAGCGGAUGCGCAAUGAACGUCUUGAAGCAUACAAGGAGGAACUCGAAAAAGAAAAAAUUAAAUUCGCAAAGGAAAAGGCAGAAUUAGAAAAAUGGAUUGAAGACGAAGAAAAACAACUAGGCUUGAGAAAAUGAAUAUUGAUCCCAAGUUCUUUGGUCAACAUAACAACUAUAUUAAUUGUGGCUGUACAAGUGCACAAGAUAUUAGUGGGACGGAAUCAGCAUGUAACACAAUAUGUACAUUUUGUUUUUCUUCAUGGAAUGAUUUCUAAUCUUCCAUAAAAGGAACACCAGUAACAUUUACCUUUUCUUUUUAAAUAAAAGGAUUGCAGUUCUCGUAAAAAGAAUAAUUGGAAGCAACAACGAAGGGGAUAAUACAUUAAAAAAAAAGGAG
This is a messenger RNA of Daphnia magna, 2458 nucleotides long. Its product is annotated as gamma-aminobutyric acid receptor subunit beta. The coding region runs from base 187 to 2199 and encodes 670 amino acids. Gene Ontology annotation, biological process: signal transduction; chloride transmembrane transport; chemical synaptic transmission. Lineage: Eukaryota; Metazoa; Arthropoda; Branchiopoda; Diplostraca; Daphniidae. The transcript has 14 exons. The record is from RefSeq and is a predicted model, not a curated record. Gene Ontology annotation, molecular function: neurotransmitter receptor activity; transmembrane signaling receptor activity; structural constituent of ribosome. Gene Ontology annotation, cellular component: neuron projection; membrane; ribosome.